AUGCCGAAGAUCGCGUUCAUCCAUCCUGACCUAGGUAUAGGAGGAGCCGAACGACUUGUGGUCGAUGCUGCUUGUGGACUUCAAGCGCUCGAUAACUCUGUCGUCGCGUACACUCUGCACUGUGAUCGCAGUCACUGCUUUGAUGAGAUCACCGAUGGCGAACUUGCCGUCGAAGUUUACGGUGAUUGGCUCCCUACUACGAUUGCCAAACGAUUCCAUAUUGUAUGUGCCGCGUUGCGCCAGCUUUGGCUUACGCUUAGGCUCUUGACUAAUGGCGAGCGCUAUGACUAUUUCAUUGUUGACCAACUUAGUUACUGCUUACCGCUCCUCAAAAUAUUUGGUGGCAAUGCCCGAGUUGUAUUCUAUGGUCAUUUCCCUGACCAGCUUCUAGCCCAAAGAGGAGGAACCUUAAAACAACUUUACCGAAUCCCGUUCGAUUGGUUCGAGCAGUGGACAACUGCGUGGGCUGAUAAAGUGGUGGUGAACUCUAAGUUUACUCGUUCGGUGUUUCAAAAGACCUUCGCCAAUUGCCCCGAGCCACUUGCCGUUAUUUACCCGUGCAUCAAUGAUAACCAAACUAUAGACGUUGCCGCGAAGACCGAAAUAGACGAAUUUUUCAAAGAUUCGGAUGUGUUCGUUAGUGUCAACCGGUUUGAACGCAAAAAGAACAUCGAACUUGCCAUUGAGGCGUUUGCCAAAUUUAAAAAGACUCACCCUCAAAAAGUAAGACUUGUCGUCGCUGGUGGAUGGGAUGCUCGGGUUCGUGAGAAUGUCAUGUAUCUUACUGAGUUGAAUCAGCUUUGCGAGAAGUUGAAACUUACUCUGUUUACCAUUCGUGGUCGUCUACUUAUGAUGCCUCCACUGACGGAUGUGCUUUUCCUUCCGCUGGUUCUGCUGAAACUCAAAAAUGCAUUAAUUGAUCACGCUAACAUUUUGUUGUAUACCCCAAGCCAUGAACACUUUGGCAUCGUCCCUGUCGAGGCUAUGGCUCUUGGAACUCCAGUGUUGGCGGUCAAUAACGGGGGACCGCUUGAACUGAUUGUGCACUUCAAUCAACGUGACAACUUGGAUGUAGCUACCGGGUUUACUGUUGCCCCUGAUGUUGAAGAGUGGGCCUCAACGUUGUCAAAUUUCUAUGGCUAUAACACAGCUGUUAAGUCAAAGCUCGGAGCGAAUGGCCGCGAGCGAGCACAAGCGAUGUUCACACGCCUGAAGAUGGCAAAAUCAUUCAUGGAAGAACUUCGCACCACGGAUGCAAAGUCAGUGACGGCAAGAGUGAGUGCAGUAGUGAUUUUAGCUGCCUUAUUUGUGGCGUUGGUUGGAUUUGUUGUACAUAGACUUACUUGA
This is a messenger RNA of Diutina rugosa, 1347 nucleotides long. RefSeq names its product GDP-Man:Man(1)GlcNAc(2)-PP-dolichol alpha-1,3-mannosyltransferase (gene ALG2). The record is from RefSeq and is a predicted model, not a curated record. The transcript has a single exon. Gene Ontology annotation, molecular function: GDP-Man:Man(1)GlcNAc(2)-PP-Dol alpha-1,3-mannosyltransferase activity; alpha-1,3-mannosyltransferase activity. The coding region runs from base 1 to 1347 and encodes 448 amino acids. Lineage: Eukaryota; Fungi; Ascomycota; Pichiomycetes; Serinales; Debaryomycetaceae.